CUGGGGCUGCCCUAUGAGGCCGUUGCCGGGCUGGGGCCGCGGGGAGCCUGUGUGAGGUCUGGAGUCAAUCUUGGUCUGAGCUCCUGGGAUCCUGUCACUAUGGAGACUGAAAGUGAGCAGAACUCCAGUUCCACUAGUGGGAGCUCCAGUUCUGGAGGAAGCACUCGUCCUCAGAUAUCACAAAUGUCUCUGUAUGAGCGACAGGCGGUACAGGCCCUUCAGGCACUCCAGAGACAGCCUAAUGCAGCCCAAUACUUCCACCAGUUUAUGCUUCAGCAGCAGCUUAACAGUGCCCAACUUCACAGCUUGGCAGCUGUACAGCAGGCUACAAUUGCAGCCAGUAGACAGGCCAGCUCUCCCAGCACCAGUACCUCACAACAGACUACUGCUACCCAGGCCUCUAUCAACCUAGCCACCACAUCAGCUGCACAGUUGAUCAGUCGCUCACAGAGUGUAAGUUCCCCCAGUGCCACAACCCUGACGCAAUCUGUGCUCCUUGGGAAUACCACCUCGCCGCCUCUCAACCAGUCACAGGCCCAGAUGUAUCUCCGGCCGCAGCUGGGGAACCUGUUGCAGGUAAACCGGACCUUGGGCCGCAAUGUGCCUCUUGCCUCCCAACUCAUCCUGAUGCCUAAUGGGGCCGUGGCUGCUGUCCAGCAGGAGGUACCACCCAUUCAGUCUCCUGGGGUCCAUGCAGACACAGACCAGGUGCAGAACUUGGCUGUGAGGAGCCAGCAGACCUCAGCCACUAAUGCCCAGCUCCAAGGCUCUACUCAGAAGGCAGCUCUGCCAGGAAACUCCCAGCCUUCGGGCCUACCACAGGCCACAAAUACAGGCCAGACUUUGGCAGUGGCUCAGGCUUCUUCUGGCAGCACAGGCCAGUCUCUCAACUUGAGCCAGGGGGCCACAGGCAGCAAUGGUGUCUCUGGGGGUGUGGUGGCAAGUAGUGGGAGCCAGACCUCAACAGGACUGAGCCAGGCAUCCUCAGCAGGCCCUGCUGGCAGUUGCCAAAGGAAAGGCACAGGGGUGGUUCAGCCAUUACCAAUAGCAGCUGCCCAGGCAGUGACUGUCAGCCAGGGAAGCCAAACAGAAACAGAGAAUGCAGCCACAAAGAAGGGUGAAACAGACAGUGGCGGACAGCAAACGGUGGGCAUGAACCUGACCAGGACAGCUACACCAGCACCUAGCCAGACAUUGAUCAGCUCAGCUGCCCUGCUGCUAAUUUUCUGUGCUGCCCUCUUUUCCUGCCCCAUGUUUGUAGCCACAUAUACGCAGAUCCAGCCCCACUCACUGAUACAGCAGCAGCAGCAGAUCCACCUGCAGAAGCAAGUAGUGAUCCAGCAGCAGAUUGCCAUUCAUCACCAGCAGCAGUUCCAACACCGCCAGUCCCAGCUCCUCCACACAGCUACCCAUCUCCAACUGGCCCAGCAGCAGCAACAGCAGCAAGCACCAUCUCUGACUCAGCAGCAAGCUCAGACCCCGCAGCAGCAAGCUUCAUCUCAAAACCAGCAGCAGUCUCAGACCCUUGUGGUGCAACCUAUGCUGCAAUCCCAGCCACAGCCUGUUCAACUCCAGCAGGACAACCCUUGCCAGCCAGCCACCAAGUCACCUGUUCCAAUUCAGUCAAAAUCUCUGGUCACCUCCAUCAAACCACCUCAGCUUGGGCCUGCCAAAAUGUCAGCAGCACAGCAGCCUCCACCACACAUUCCAGUGCAGGUGGUGGGUACACGGCAGCAGAGCUCAAGUCAAGCUCAGGCACUGGGUUUGGCUCAGAUUGCUGCAGCAGUGCCCACCUCCCGGGGAAUGCCAGCUGUGGUCCAACCUGUUUCCCAAGUCCAUGUUGCUUCCCCGUCAUCUGCUCCAGCAUCCUCCCAGGAAGCUCCUCCCCUCACCACAGGGGUAAAUUUGGCGCAAGUUCAAGGCACAGCCCACGUGGGAAAGAGCACAGCCUCCACUACAGUUGUGGCUCAGAUGCCAGCUGCAUUCUACAUGCAGUCUGUCCAGUUACCAGGCAAGUCUCAGACCUUGGCGGUGAAGCGCAAGGCAGAGUCAGAGGAGGAGAAGGAGGAAUCACCCAGUGUCAAUGCAAUCCUGCCUGCUAGGUCCUCUCCUGUGACAGACAGCCCCAAAAACAUGGAAGAGAAAAGUGGCCUUGGAGAUAAAUCUGAUUCUGCUGCCAGUGCAACCCCAAAUACCACAAGUGAAGCAACAUCAGUCACACCCACCUUGGCUUCCACCCCAAACCUGGCAAUGGUGUCACGUCAGAUAGGAGACUCCAAACCCCCACAAGCCAUCGUGAAGCCCCAGAUCCUCACACACAUCAUAGAGGGCUUUGUCAUCCAGGAAGGAGCAGAGCCAUUUCCGGUUGGCUGUUCUCAGCUAUUGAAAGAAUGUGAGAAACCUCUGCAGGGAGGGGCUCCCUCUGGACAUAGUGAAAACCUGUCCAGCAAUUCCCCAGGAGGGGACAGUGCUUCUAUGGAGCUUGAUAAGAAGGCAAACUUGCUGAAGUGUGAAUACUGUGGAAAGUAUGCCCCAGCCACCCAGUUUCGUGGCUCCAAGAGGUUUUGUUCCAUGACUUGUGCUAAAAGGUACAAUGUCAGCUGCAGCCAUCAGUUUCGGCUGCAGAGAAAGAAGAUGAAGGAGUUCCAGGAAGUUAACUAUGCUCGCGUACGCAGACGGGGACCACGGCGCAGCAGCUCUGAAAUUGCUCGAGCUAAAAUCCAGGGCAAGCGCCACAGGGGCCAAGAAGAUUCCAGUCGAGGCUCUGAUAACUCCAGCUAUGAUGAGGCUUUGUCCCCUACAUCUCCAGGGCCCCUGUCAGUGAGGGCCAGUCAUGGAGAGAGGGACUUGUCAAACUCCAGUAUAGCCCCACCCACCCCAGAUCUACAUGGCAUCAACCCAGUCUUCCUAUCCAGCAAUCCUAGUCGUUGGAGCGUAGAGGAAGUGUCAGAGUUCAUUGCAUCCCUGCAAGGCUGCCAGGAGAUUGCUGAGGAGUUUCGGUCACAGGAAAUUGAUGGCCAGGCCCUGUUGCUCCUCAAAGAGGAACACCUCAUGAGUGCUAUGAACAUCAAGCUGGGACCAGCUCUCAAGAUUUGUGCUAAGAUCAAUAUCCUCAAGGAGACCUAACAGCUCUGAAGCUAGAGGUCUUCCUUUUGCUGUGCAAAAGGUGCCAGCUUUGGAGUGUUCUGCUCGGGUGGUGAAAGAGGAGACCGUCCCAUAUGAUCUUGCAUACAAGAAAGAAUGAGAAGGAAAUUAACUGAGUUGAACUGCCA
Rhea pennata is the source of this 3272-nucleotide messenger RNA. RefSeq names its product polyhomeotic homolog 1 (gene PHC1). Gene Ontology annotation, biological process: negative regulation of DNA-templated transcription. Gene Ontology annotation, cellular component: nucleus; PRC1 complex. Gene Ontology annotation, molecular function: chromatin binding; zinc ion binding; histone binding. The record is from RefSeq and is a predicted model, not a curated record. Lineage: Eukaryota; Metazoa; Chordata; Aves; Rheiformes; Rheidae. The coding region runs from base 100 to 3126 and encodes 1008 amino acids. The transcript is spliced from 15 exons.